Molecule: messenger RNA, 1560 nt
Organism: Adineta ricciae
Lineage: Eukaryota; Metazoa; Rotifera; Eurotatoria; Adinetida; Adinetidae
Source: the annotation of a GenBank genome assembly
AUGGCGAAACAAGCUGAAGUUCUGGCGAAAAUCGAAGCGAAUUUGCAUCGAGCUAUUCAGCGUCAAGACCUGACAACACAGACGGUGAAGUUUGAACUUGAUGGUCAAGUACGAGCAUGUUGUUUACCGAAGUCAUUUACUUAUUCAGACUUACUCAAGUCUAUCGAGGAUUUAUAUGGCAAUCGAGCUUUGCUUGAGCUUAAUAAUAUUCAUUGUUUAUUUUCGCGAGAUGACGCACUGCGUUUACCAAUCACAAAUGAUGAAGAUUUGAAAAAUUUAUUUGCCAUUGCAAAGGUAAAUGGCUUGAAUAAACUUACAUUUUUCCUGAAAAAAGAAACAACGAAGACAAAUUCAUCAUCAAAAAUGCCAACUAAUCUGAAUGAUGAUUCAGGAACAACCUCAGACGAUGGACAUAAUCGAGAUGUUGAAUCACCACCGCCAGGUACUCUCGUUCCACAAAAACGAAAUCCCAAAUUGAACCUCUCUCACAAGUCAACAGCAUCGCACGGUGGCGGCGUUUAUAUUCCCGAACUGAUUGAUGAUAUAUUUUCCAGCGGUGGCUCAUCGGCUAAUAGUCGCGAAUCGAGUGGAAGUAGUGAACAAGAUUGUAAACGUCGUUUACGAACGAUGUCAAAUAACAAACGUACAUCGACAUCAUCGAAUGUUAGCGGAAGUAGUUAUUCGUCACAAACAAGCUCCAACGAUUCUAAUCGGACACCGUGCUCUCGUUCUGCUAACACGGAUAGAAUUCCACAAACACCUUCGAACUGGAAACUUGGUCGACAGUUAGGACAAGGUGCUUUUGGAAAAGUUUUUCUUUGCUAUGAUGUGGAUAAUGGUUGUGAAUUAGCAAUUAAACAAAUACAAAUCCGGGGUAUCAAUUCAGACACGACACGAGAAGUGAAAUUUCUCGAAGGCGAAAUCAAUAUCUAUAGACAACUCGAUCAUGAACGUAUUGUGCGCUAUUAUGGUGUUGAACAAACCGAAGAUUACCUACAAAUAUUCAUGGAAUAUAUGGCAGGAGGAUCUGUUCGCGAACAAAUAUUAAACUACGGCGCAUUGACAGAACAGUUGACUAAAAAAUAUACGAAACAGAUAUUGGGCGGCCUCGUCUAUCUGCAUGAAAAUCGUUAUAUACAUCGUGACAUUAAAUGCGCGAAUAUUCUACGAGACAUCUCAGGUAAUAUAAAAUUGGGUGACUUUGGUACAUCAAAGCGUUUAAUUGCUAUUACCAACAAUAACCAAGCCAAUUCUGGAACGAUCGGCACUGCUCAUUGGACAGCACCAGAAAUCAUUCAAGGAAAUAUUUUUGGUCGCAAGGCAGAUAUUUGGAGCCUUGGUUGUACUAUAGUCGAAAUGCUAACUACUGGUCCACCCUGGCAACAUCUUCAACCAAUUGCUGCUAUCUUUCAGAUUGUGACAUCGGAGAAACCUGAAUAUGAACUGCCAAAAAAUGUUUCCAAAUCAGCACGCGAAUUCAUCCAAUCGUGUUUAACCAAAGACUAUCAACGUCGACCAACUGCAACAGAUCUCUCUAUUCAUCCGUUUGUCUGUGAUUAA